AUGCGUUUCACCAACAUCACCCUUGGCCUCGUGGCUUUCCUUACCGCCUCGGCCGUCGCAGCCCCAACUGCUAGCACCAACGACAUCGCCAAGCGCAUGCCAACCCCCGAGCAGUUUGAAGCCCUUGCCCCAGAAGAGAAGCGUGAAGCCUACAAGGCCAUCUAUCGUGCGACAAACAUUAUUGGAAAAUCUGAUGCCGAGAAGCGGGCUUUCGAGAAAAUCUAUCGCGCCACCAACAUUAUCGGCGCGUCGGAUGCGGAGAAGCGCGAUGCUGACAAGGCGAUUUACCGCCCUUUUGAGUUUCGGGUUACCGAUGAGGAAUAG
This is a messenger RNA of Alternaria postmessia, 324 nucleotides long. RefSeq lists its product as uncharacterized. The record is from RefSeq and is a predicted model, not a curated record. The coding region runs from base 1 to 324 and encodes 107 amino acids. Lineage: Eukaryota; Fungi; Ascomycota; Dothideomycetes; Pleosporales; Pleosporaceae. The transcript has a single exon.